AUGUGGAUCAUCUCAUCAUCCAUCAUCACGCGGCCGAGGAGAAGGACAAGGACCGCCAACAGCCCAUCCUGGUCCAUCCUCACCCUGCUGGUCAUCUGUCUUCCGCAGACACUCCUCAUCGCAGCCAGACAACGGCCUCAGCCACGGUCCUACGACUCGCAUGCCUACUACGUCAUCGAAACCAGCUCGACAACCUCCGAAGCAGAUCCAGCCUCGAUCCAGUCGAUGGCACGGGAUCUAGCAGACAGGCUGGAUACCGAGUUCGUCGAACGGGUAGGCGAACUAGAAAACUUCUGGCUCGUCAAAGCACCCAAGACAAGGGUCGAACAAGGCUAUCAGCUGUCUGUCGACUCCCAUCAUCCCCGGAGUCUGCCAGAGGAUCCUUCUCAGCAGAAACCACGCGACUCGGUCCUCGAACAUUUCCAACUCAUCAGGCGCUCAGCUUAUGAUCCCCUCCUCGAAUCUCAGAUCAAUCACUUCGAUCAGAAAACCCGCCAGAAACGUUCCCUCUCCAAAUCCACACUCUCCGCACGACAUCUCGCAUACUCGAUCAGAUCUCUCGAACGGCAAGUCCUACGUAAACGUCACAAACGGGAUCUGAUCUAUGUACCCGGCCCAGAGGGACCAGUCGCACUGGAGCCCCGCCAGACUGUCUCAAGACCAACCAAGGGUGGCAAGACCCUCACUCCUUCCCAGAAAGUCGCCAGGCAGUUCGAAAUCUACGACCCUCUCUGGCCGAAACAAUGGCAUCUCGUCAAUGAUGUCAUCCACAAACAUAUGAUCAACGCAUCCGGAGUUUGGGAGAUGGGAAUCACCGGCAAAAACGUCACCGUGGCAAUCGUCGAUGACGGUAUAGAUAUGUCGUCUGAUGAUCUCAAGUCUAACUUUUUCGAGGCAGGCUCAUGGGAUUACAACGAUCAUACGCCUCUACCUGAGCCACGUCUACCCGAUGACUUACACGGCACGAGAUGUGCUGGAGAAAUCGCAGCGGUGCGGAAUGACGUCUGUGGGGUUGGAGUGGCCUACGAUGGGAAAGUAGCAGGGAUCAGGAUCCUUUCGGCAUCAAUCAGUGAUGCCGAUGAAGCCUCGGCACUGAACUACGGCUACCAAGAAAACCACAUCUAUAGCUGCAGUUGGGGCCCACCGGAUGACGGCAAGAGUAUGGAAGCACCAUCCCGAUUGAUCUUCAAGGCUAUGCUCAAUGGGAUCCAAAAGGGAAGAGGCGGCAAGGGCAGCGUUUUCGUCUUUGCUAGUGGAAACGGCGGAGCUGUUGGUGAUCAAUGCAAUUUCGAUGGCUACACAAAUAGCAUCUACUCCGUCACCAUUAGCGCGAUCGAUCGACAGGGGCUCCAUCCAUACUACUCCGAAGUUUGUUCUGCGAAUAUGGUGGUCACCUAUUCAUCCGGUAGCGGUGACAACAUUCACACGACUGAUGUGGGCAAGAACAAAUGUACGGACCGACAUGGAGGCACCUCGGCAGCAGCCCCAUUAGGCGCGGGUAUAUUUGCGCUCGUCUUACAGGCCCGACCCGAUCUGACGUGGCGGGAUGUGCAGUACUUGGCAGUCACCACGGCAAUCCCGUUCAGCUUGGAAGACCCAGAAUGGCAAAAGACGGCGAGUGGAAGAUUGUACAAUCACAAGUUCGGAUUUGGAAAUCUGGAUGCUUAUCAGAUCGUCCAAGCGGCCAAGACGUGGAAGUUAGUCAAACCACAGGCAUGGUGGACGAGUGCCAACGUCAAUGCUCAUAGUCAGCCGGUCACUGCCGCAGGAGCCAAUGCGACCAUCGUCGUCAGCCAGGCCGAUCUUGAUGGGGCCAACUUCGAAUCCUUGGAGCACAUCACCGUUGCGGUGAACAUCAAGCACACUCGGAGGGGGAACGUUCGAGUCUUACUGGUCAGUCCGCAUGGCUCGGUGUCCAUCCUGGCGGCCCAUCGACGGUACGAUGAUGCCUCCACAGGCUUCCCGGGAUGGGUAUUCAUGACCGUCAAGCAUUGGGGGGAGAAUCCGGUAGGGGCAUGGACAUUGAGCGUGCAGGAUCCGAUUGGGGCGCCGGGGACCAACGGGACGUUUGAGGACUGGGCCAUGGGCAUGUGGGGCGAAUGCAAGGACCCGACGAUCCAGAAGCUGUUCAAGAUGCCCGAUGAUGCUGAGAUCCUGCUCCCGCCGAGCCCGCUUUCCGGCGUGGCACUGGAGACGGUGAUGCCGGCAUUGAGCUCGAGCGUGUUUGGGGCGACAAAGCCGACGGCUGUGAACCCACCCCCGCUGGUGACGGACACCAGCAUGGGAUUUUCGAAGACGAAGUCGCUCGUCAAACCGACGGCCCAUCUGCCACCGGACCAUGCCGGCGUUCCAGGGGAUAUGGUGACGGGGAUGGGGAGCAUGUCGGGCUACCUGAGGGGCAAGUCCUCCUGGGUGUUUGUAGCCUUCGGGAUGGCCAUCGUGCUCGGCGGCUGUCUGUGUGGGUGGUUCUUCCUGCUUCGGAUCCGUCGCCGACGCGAUCGGGCCCGCUUCGAGGCCGACCCGGACCCGGACCAGGGCGUGGGUCUGCUCUCGGGUGCCCGGCGCCCCGGCGGGCUUUUCCAACAGGUGCUCGGAAAGGCGACGACGAGACGCGGGAACGGAUAUGGCUUCGAGCCGGUCGCUGGGGAAGAGGACCUUCCGAUGCGCUCGUUGGGCCGCGGGCCGCUCGAUAAGCAUCCCAAACCUAAGCCCAAGUCGACCACUAAGGAUCUCUAUGACGCCUUCGGGAACGCCUCUGGAUCCGAGGACGACAGCGAUCACGAGAACGUCGAUGGCCGGGAUCAGCAGGAACAGAAAGAGGACACCGAUGGUGAGAAGAGGCGCGCAGCUCCAUAUAACGAUAUCGAUCCCGACGACGAAUAUAUGGACUCGUUCUUGGAAGACCCUGAUGCCCACUCUCCUCUCGUUUCUCGGACCUCCCCUGCGGCCGAAAACCAGCAUCAAGAUGAUGACGACGACGAUGAUGAUCUCCAGGAUCGGGAAGAUUAA
This is a messenger RNA of Puccinia triticina, 3009 nucleotides long. RefSeq lists its product as uncharacterized. The transcript has 4 exons. Gene Ontology annotation, cellular component: Golgi membrane; trans-Golgi network. Gene Ontology annotation, biological process: protein processing. NCBI's taxonomy places the organism in Eukaryota, Fungi, Basidiomycota, Pucciniomycetes, Pucciniales, Pucciniaceae. Gene Ontology annotation, molecular function: serine-type endopeptidase activity. The record is from RefSeq and is a predicted model, not a curated record. The coding region runs from base 1 to 3009 and encodes 1002 amino acids.